Messenger RNA from Lymnaea stagnalis (great pond snail), 13533 nucleotides. The record is from the annotation of a GenBank genome assembly. NCBI's taxonomy places the organism in Eukaryota, Metazoa, Mollusca, Gastropoda, Lymnaeidae.
GCCCAGCUUGUUCAAAAAGAUGGAAGGAUGACCACUUUCUUUGUUGAUCAAAGUAAAAUCUUUACUGGACAUCUGACAGGUUACUGGUUGUUCAAUAUCUGAUCGCAUUUCAGUCAUCUGAUCACAUGUCCAUCAAUAACCCAUCACCCUUAUGUUUAUUUUUGUAGUUAAUAAACAUUUUAAGAACUUAAAAAUAAGAUAAUUAAGUUCAUACGACACAAAAAGUACAUGUCAGUUGUGAUAAAACCAAGCUUUUUUUUUUGAGUUAGUUCGCUUAUUUUGUAGACUUCCACCUAUUGGGCUUUUAUAAUAUCUUGUGUCUAAACUCACUUCUAAACAAUAGCUUAAAGUGCAUAUUGAAAUUUAUUUAAGAUGAAUAAUUUUAUCCAAAUGCUUGUACAAUUUUAGAUUGUACAUUUUUAUAGUAAUUAGGACCAAACAUUUUAACAAACCUUUUUUUUUUAGUUAGUUCGCUUAUUUUGUAGGCUUUAUUAUUCCAGCUUUUGGGCAUUAUAAUGUCUUGUGUCUAAAAAAAUAUGACUCUUUAAAUUUUUUUAGGUUUAUAUGUUUAUUGCCAACUCAUGAAAGCUCAUGUUAAAUAAACUAAUUUUUGUUUUCAGACCAAAGAGAUGUAAACGUGAAUGCACAUUUGGAAGACUCCUUAUGGUCAAUACGUAUUUAUGAAAAGAAUGAGACUUUUGGUAUUGAGGUGGGUUUAAAAUGUGACACACUUAAAAUGCACAUAAAAUUCUUUAAGGUUCCACAGGUGAGCCAUUUGGUUUCAUUGUUUAAUUUUUUAUUGUUUUUAUUAAUACAUUUUUGCUCCCCAGAAUUUACACUGUUCACAAAUUUGCUUACACAGCUUUAAUUUGAAGUUGACAAAGGUGAUUUUAAUGUUCGAUAAAAUGUUAUUUAUAAAAUUUAGUGAGAACAAUUUUGAGUUUGUUACAUGCUGGACUCAGCUUUAACUUGGGAAAAUUUGAAUAUUUGAAGUUUAGUCUAAAUUAUCAUAAGUAUUUAAGUAUUUCUUUUCUUUAGUCCUAAAAAGCAACCAUUUGCGUGCUUGCUUUUUGAAUGAGAAGAUAUUUUAAUGUUACCAUUUUGUCUAUUUUCAUCAAGAGAUUUUUGUCUGUUUAGAACUGUUUAAACUUGUGAUAUCUUUAAUAAAAAAACAUAACUUGUUUUGUUUUUAAAUCUUUACCUUUAGCCAGCUUGGAACCUUUUGAAACCAUCAGAGAACCCAAGAAAUGACACCCUCAUUGCUUACAGAAGCUCUGACUUUUCAAAUAAUACUGGCAAUUGGUAACAUUUAAAACAUUUGAUUCCUGCUCUGGGAGUAAGGGAGAUCUUGUCUAUUAUUUAUCAUAAUAGUUGUGUUUUUGUAUGACUAACCUCUGUAAUAAAAACUUAGCAUGCAUGAUAACACAAGAAUUAAAAUUGAAAAUAUUCCAUUUGACAUUCUCUCACUCCAAUAUGUUCUGAUUAAUUACUGUGAAUAUGUAAAAUUAGAGCAGGGGUUCUUAAUUUGUGCUCCAUAGAUCCCUUGAGGGUCUGUAAAAAGGUUUAGGGGGGUCUUUGAGCUGCAUUUCCUUUGUAAUUUUAUAUUCUAAGAAGGAUUCCUCGGCCUUCCUAUUAUUGGCAAAGAGGACUGUGGUCUAAAAAAUGCCAAGAGCCCCUGAAUUAAUGGUUUAUUUAUAGCUGAAAGGAAGAAGAAAAGAGUGGGUUUUUUUUAUUUCUUUGAUUUAAAAAAAAAAUUGGUUUUAGGUUGGGGAAAAGGGGGUGGGGGGGGGGGCUAGGGGGACCAGGUAUAAUCAAUGUGGUCUCAUAAUUUAAAUAAAUAAAACUAUUUAGGAUUUAAAUGGAAAAGUUAGUGACAUAAAUAAUGGCCUAUUUCCAUAUACUUGCUUGUGCUGACAGAAGACACUAUGAUCACGCUAUACAACAUUUUAACAUAGCUACGUCCUUGCCAUCAUUCUUAUAAGUUAUAAAUUAAAUUAGGCAACAGAUAACCUUGGCAGUAGGAUCUAAUACUGGAUGUUAAAAGGGAAACUCACUUCUUAACAAUAACAAGUACGUAUUGAGUUUGAUUUAAGAUGAAUAAUUUGAUCCGAAUGCUUGUACAAUUUUGGGUUGUACAUUUUUAUAGUUUUGAGGGCCUAACAUUUUUACCAUCCUUUUGUUAUUUCAGUGGAACUGACAAGUUGGUGAGCCCCAUUUACUUUGACGAAAUUAAUCUUCCCUCUUAUACAGGUAAAGGACAUAAUCCACCCUUUGCAAACAAAAGGGUUACAAUUUAUUGAGUGUACUCCUAUUUGUUAUAGUAGAUUCUUCUAAGAUGUCAAAACAACAUGGAUUUACUUCUGUAAAAACAAAGGCUAUGGUUUACUCAUUUCUGAAAGCUCUAUACAACAUUGCCUGUGAGCUUGCUUCCAAUUGAGCACCUCUGUUUGGCAGAUGUUUUAACUCAUAGAACUCAUAGGUUUAAAAACUUUUUUUUUUUGUUAUUGCUCUGACUACCUUUGCUAUAGAUUCACAUUACUGAACUGCAUUGAAGACUGGCGGCAGUUAAAGGUAUCAUUAAAUAUUUUGUAAAAUUAAGUAAUGGCUUACUUAUCAUUCUUCAUGAAAAUUAAUUUAAAAUAUCUUUACAAGUAGAAAUAUGUCAAGAACACCAAAGUGGCUAAUUUUAUACCUUGUAAAUGUCAAUUUAAACAUGUCUUCCUCGCCCCCCCCUCCCCCCACCGCUGUGUCCAUAAAGUACAUCACACUGUUUUGGUUAACAUCUGACCUCCCCUCAAAGCAUCACAAUUUGGUACAAAUUUUAGAAACCCUCAUAACACAUCAUCACAGAAGCUUGACCCUCACCCUUCCCCUCCUCUCAAUGAGUGACAUGAUUAAUGGAUGGCCCUCGUCUGCUAAUAUUUAAUCUGAAAACAAAACUGCAAUCUCCUUUUUACCAAUAAAAAAAAGAAGAAAUUUAAUGACCCUAAACCAACUGCUCACUCAAACCUAUGCAUGCAGGCCAGACAGUGGCAGAAAUUCGGUAGUCUGCAGCCCCUCAAAUCAAAUCUAAUGAUGAAAGGUCUCUCCUUUCUAAGGGCCCCAAAUUUAUUUCUCUUACAUCUUCCAGUGACCGUUAUCAAUUAAUUUAUGGCAUCUCGUCCCUGUUUCCGCCCUUUGUGACAACAGUACCACUUUUUGGCUACGGCCAGCCGCAAAAAAAAAAAGGAUGAUAUCUUCCCUUUUCAGAGACAAUGAAAGUCAACUUGGACACCUCCCUCCCAUCGAUCGAGGGCCUGGGAUCUAGUGCAAAAGUAGUGCAAAACAUUAUGUAACAAAUCUCUCUCCCCAGAUGAGCGGAGGGUGCUGUUGUCAUUUGGGUUAAAAACUAUUAUAUUAAAGAAGCCCAGGGACACUUAGAGGAUAAAAAGUUCUUUAAGUCCAUCAAGAUCAACCCCAAUGUCCACAAAAAUGGAAUUGUGGGACAAAACAAUAAAACAAUUUAUUGACGAUUCAAAACUUACUGCAUUGGCUUCUGAUUUGCACAUAAUCACUAGUGACCUGGGGAAAAUCUUCAAUUCUAAAUCUAAAAUCUAAAAUUCACUAGGUAGGCAACCUUGGGCGACCUUUUGUCUCGGUCUGCUCUUGAAAUAAAUGAGUGAAACAAAGUAUGGUAGAACCUGGAAAAAGUAUGCAACAAAACAACGGGUUGAACAAAACUCUUACCUACCCCCUCACAAAACUAAUCCUGCCUACCACGUCAGUUUCACUGUCCGCUCUUUUUCUCCUUUCAAGCUUGAACAUAUCUCGUUCGAUUAUUUAUUUUAUCGCAAGAUGCAUUAAAUUUUUACAUGCUUAAUGUUUUGCUCUAUGUCAUGUCAAAAAUUACUAUCACCUCAAUGGCGUGAAUUAACAAAAAGACACUUUUUAAAGAUUAUUUUUAAAAAUAAGUGAUAUUUUUUCAAAGUUCUCUUUUAAUCUUUGAAUUAAUGCAUGCCAAAUCACAUAAAAUAUAAAAAUUUUAUUUCAAAUGAAGUUCUCUUUAUCUUCAAAAAGCAUGUUUAGCAAAUAUAUAUAAACAAAAAUUUUAAUUAAAAAAAAAGAAUUUUAACCAUUUUUUUUUUUCCUUAUUAGGUCUUCAUGGCCGCACUAAAAGACACAAUUCAAAGAACACCUGUUUAAUCUAUAUUGUUGCCGACUUUUCAUUUUUUGAAAACAGAUGUAAACGCCAUCACUUGACGUGCUCUGCUCUGAUGGUGCGUUAACAGUGUUAAUUUUGGUAACAAUGCAUGGCAAUUGCUUCUUUCAUUUUCAUUAACAUUUUAUAUAGAAAGCUCAUGUUAUUUUGGUUAAAAAAAUUAUAUCAACAGUUUAUGUGAGAUUUGUAGCAAUUAAAUCAAAGGCUAAUGUUAAAUUUGUAACAAUUAGAUCAAAAGCUAAUAUGAGAUUUGUAACAAUUAGAUCAAAAGCUAAUAAGAGAUUUGUAGCAAUUAAAUCAAAGGCUAAUGUUAAAUUUGUAACAAUUAGAUCAAAAGCUAAUAUGAGAUUUGUAACAAUUAGAUCAAAAGCUAGUAUGAGAUUUGUAACAAUUAGAUCAAAAGCUAGUAUGAGAUUUGUAACAAUUAGAUCAAAAGCUAAUAUGAGAUUUGUAACAAUUAGAUCAAAAGCUAAUAUGAGAUUUGUAACAAUUAGAUCAAAAGCUAAUAUGAGAUUUGUAACAAUUAGAUCAAAAGCUAAUAAGAGAUUUGUAGCAAUUAAAUCAAAGGCUAAUGUUAAAUUUGUAACAAUUAGAUCAAAAGCUAAUAUGAGAUUUGUAACAAUUAGAUCAAAAGCUAAUAUGAGAUUUGUAACAAUUAUAUCAAAAGCUAAUGUUAAAUUUGUAAAAAUUUUAUCAAAAGCUAAUUUUAAAUUUGUAACAAUUAUAUCAAAAGCUAAUGUUAAAUUUGUAAAAAUUAUAUCAAAAGCUAAUUUUAAAUUUGUAACAAUUAUAUCAAAAGCUAAUACUACUUUUUUUAACAAUUAUAUCAAAAGCUAAUGUUACAUUUGUAACAAUUAUAUCAAAAGCUUAUUUGGAACCUCAACAGCGUUCAUUGAGAUGCUCAUCAUAGUUUUUAAAUAUUCCAUCUCUUUAUCUCUGAUGAAAGUAUGUUGCUAGUGAUGUAAUAGUUGCCUCAAUAAACAUAUUACCAUCUCUUAAUCUUUGAUAAAAGUGUGUUGCUAUUGAUGUAAUAGUUGCCUUAAUAUACACAUCUUGUCAUUCAUAAAUUCGCCAAAAGGCUCUAAUUCUCAUGUGAACUUUAAAUUUUUUUUCCUUCUUAGAUAAGUUUGGUACAUCAUGUAGAUGCCAUAUUCAGGAAAUCAAAAUUUCAAGACAGUAGUUUUACCAUUCACACUGGCAUUGGGAUUCAAAUAGGGAUGGUAGGCCUCUGUUGUUUUCUUGUCAUCAAACACAGCUAUAUGGACAAGUUUUGAAACAAGCUUAUGAUUUUGAAAGAUCCUUUCUUCUUCCAUUCAUUUAUACUGGGGAGGGGUCAUGGCAACAAUUCUUCAUAUCCCUUUGGAAGUUCUUCAAUCAAUGAGACACUCAAGAAUUUUCUUUAAAGUUAUUACAUUAAAUAGAAACUAGCCGAUGCUCCACUUAUCCUUUUUGGUGAUGGAUUGUUGUUGUCCAUCAAGAUCAACUAGGACCAUCUAGUAAUCCUGUUUGGGGGGGGAGGGGGUGGUCAUGGUGAGUUCGUAGGUGGCCUGCUAGUCGGAUCCGCUGGUGAUGGAUGCUCCACUUCUGAAUUAACUAAUGCUCUACUAGGUGUCCUCUGGGCAUUAAAAUUUGAUUGCAUCCAAGCUAAAUACCAGGGUUUCUUAAACUUUGAAUACAUAGCUCCACUCUAAUUACAUGCUAAGGACAUAUUUACCAACAUUUGCUUAUUUUGUAGUGCAGACGGGACCCCAGUUCUGUAAAUAUUUGUUAUUACACCUCAGUGUGUGGCCUGGAUUGAUACAACUUCCCGUUACGGGCACCAUAUGCCAUAAGCCAAACUAUGAAAAUGAUGAUUUCUGAACAAUGUGACCUGUACUUUUCAGCUUGUUCUAUACACUGCCUUCACCUACUCAGCAGACACAGUCUACCCACACUUCAAUGCCAAGGGCAUCAGUUGGACAGCAUAUACGAAAUUGUUUGUAAGUUGGCUUCUUGCAUGACUUACUAAUGACAUACUAAUGUUCAGAGGUGCUGAAACUUGUGGAAAAAUCCAUGGCUGAAUUCCUUUUAGCACCCCUGCACCCUUCUUUCAUGUUUUUUUUUACAAUUGUCAGCCCAAACUGAGAUUUUUAAAGACUGCAACUUAGAAAUAAAUAAGUUGCGCAUAAUUUCUCUGAUCUUGAAAUAAAAGUCAUAAACUAUCUUUCCUCUGAUAUUUUUUGUAAUUGAAAGGCUGCGACUAUUCACUCCCGGGUACCAGAAGUGAGAGGUUGGGAUUAAAAAACUAUUUAAAAUAUUGGUUUAACUAAAAUAAACUACCACAAAUGACAUACGAAUAGCUUGAGUCUAAUGGUAUCCUGGUGCGAAUGGCGGCGCUGCGUGUCUGGGUCCAUUUUGACUCAGUGCUAUUCGGAUGUCAUUUGUGGUAGUUUAUUUUAGUUAAAGUAAAGAAUUAAGUUUACAAACAUAUAGUCCAUUCAAUUAUCAUUCAUUUGAUACCUCAUUUUGUCUUAAGAACCCAACAAUUAAAUUUUAAAUAGUUUUUUAAUGCCAACCUCUCACUUCAGGUGCCCGGGUACGAAUAGCCACUGCGUUAUUGAAAAUGAUAAACUCUAAAUAGGGAGACUGUUAAUUGACUUAUUUUUUUUUUAAAAUAUAAAAAGUAAAGAGAUGAAAGAAUCACUUAUAGUUAUUCAACUUGACCUACUUAGUUAAGAUGAGGAAAGUUUCCUUGAUUAGAGCAGUAGCCUAAAUUAAAAGAUCAUCUAAUGGUCUUCUAAAUUAUUAUUUGUUAAAAUGUUUUUCAAAGCAGUAAAGAUAAUUUUUUUUUUUUAACUUCUAAGAGAUUUUUUAUAUAGUAUUUAAAUUCUAACAGUUUUUAUAACAGGUUGAGAUUUUUUUAAAUCUACCAGUUUCCUCAAAAACAAGUAACCUGGUCUUCUCUUGACCCCUGCAUUGAAUACAGCUACACUGCCCACACACUUGCUUUUAUUCACAAUUUUUGUUCCAGAUGGAAUCUGCUCAGGAAUUUUAUUGUUCACGACUUUAAUUUACCUUUUUUUUUUCAUGUUGCUUCUUCAUACAGUCAUUUUCCUACUUCAUGAGCUACAUCAGGGAAAAAUAUUGUUUGUGCCACUUGCUGACCAGUCAUGGAAUGAGCAAUCGAAUUCUAGGUUUGGCCUAUGGAAAUUCCAUCUGUAGUUGUGAGUCCUUUGACAUGUCUACAAUCAAGCUGAUUUUUUUUUUUUACAUGUCAUUAAAAUUUCUCAAUAACAAAGCAAGGUUUAUGUUAAUUGCUUUCUUCUUUCAAUGUACUCAUAAUAUUAUCAUUUAUUUUAUUUUAUUUUGUUUUCAUUCAUGAUAUCAUCAGUUUAUUAUAUUUUUUUUUUCUUUUCAAGAUCUUAUCUGUUUAUUUGUAAAAAUCAAGCAGGGAGACCAACGUAACAUCAUGCUAUAUAUAUAUAUUUUUGAUGCACGCUAAGUGAUAUGAUACGUUGGAAAUAAGUGUCUGAAGUUUGAUUCCAUUCCGUAGCUCCUAGGCGAGGAAACACUCUUGAAAGUUGCGGGCUGUCCUCAGAUACGGAUGAACUGUUUGGACCUUUACCCAGUGUUCAGUUGAAUCUUGUUAUGACUCAUGGUAUGUACUUGUUUAUGGCUCAUGGUAUGUACUUAUUUAUAGUUCAUGGUGUGUGCUUGUAAUGGCUCAUGGUGUGUACUAGUUUAUGACUCAUGGUAUGUUCUUGUUUAUGGCUCAUGGUGUGUUAUUGUUAUGGCCCAUGGUGUAUAUUUUGUAUGGCUCAUGGGGUGUAAUUGUUAUGACUCAUGGUAUGUACUUGUAUUUGGAUUGUAGGGAAAUUACUUGUUAUUGGAACGUAUAGAAUGUACUUGUAAUUGUAACAAUUGGUAUGUAAUUCUUAUUUGAACAUAGGAUAUGUACUUUUUAUUAAAACAUAUUAUAUUAUGUACUUUCUAUAGGGACAUAUGGUAUGUACUUGUUAAUGGGAUAUAUACUAUGUACUUGUUAUUGGGACAUAUGGUAUGUAGUUGUUAUUGUGAAAUAUGGUAUAUGGUUUGUACUUGUUAUUAGAACUCAAGGUAUGUGAUUGCUAUUGGGUCAUAUGGUAUGUACUUGUUAUUGUGACUUAUGGCUAUGGUAUGUACUUGUUAUUAGAACUCAAGGUGUGUACUUGCUAUUGGGUCAUAUGGUAUGUACUAGAUAUUGUUGAUAAUCUCUUACCAAUAGAAAUUUAAGGUAUUAAUUUUAAAAAUUAUUUUUAUUUAAGAUUAUUUAAUGUUUUUAUUUAUGAACUAAAAAUAAACGAAAAAAUAAUAAUGCCUUAAUUAGCACACAGACUUACUGUGUGACGUGCAGCCUUGAUAGUAGAAAACUCAAAUGCAAUUAUUUUUCUCUUAAUUCCCAUUCCAGAAAUAGGUAAGUAGCAAACUGUAGAUUUUGUGUUUUGGUCAUGUUUGUUUAGGUUAUGUUUGUUUUGGUUAUAAUUGAGGUGCAUGUUUUUUCUGUGAGUUAAGAUAGUUUCCCAUGAUGCACUCUGUUGAAGUUGGAUUUGGUACAUAACAGAUGCUGGAGUAAAGUCCUUGAUACUCAUUGUUUAAUACUUUAAAAAAAAUAGAUUUUACGCAUGCUGGAAAUAUAUACACCUUCAAGGACUGCCAGUGAGAUUUUUGUGUGUGUCUGGGUGAGGGAAAGGGGGGAAGUUAAGUAUUUUCAUUAUAAUUAGUGUACACUUUAUGAAAUUAUAAGAAAAUACCACUGUAGAUAUAACUCAAUUAGUUGCACAUGUGCCAAGUUUUCAAGCACACAGCUAACAAGGCUAUAAGUGUAUGGCUACAGGCUGUGCCAAGUUUUGAAGCACACAGCUAACAACCAUAUGAGUGUAUGACUACAGGCUGUGCCAAGUUUUCAAGCACACAGCUAACAAGCAUAUGAGUGUACGACUACAGGCUGUGCCAAGUUUUGAAGCACACAGCUAACAAGCAUAUGAGUGUACGGCUACAGGCUGUGCCAAGUUUUCAAGCACACAGCUAACAAGCAUAUGAGUGUACGACUACAGGCUGUGCCAAGUUUUGAAGCACACAGCUAACAAGCAUAUGAGUGUACGGCUACAGGCUGUGCCAAGUUUUCAAGCACACAGCUAACAAGCAUAUGAGUGUACGACUACAGGCUGUGCCAAGUUUUGAAGCACACAGCUAACAAGCAUAUGAGUGUACGGCUACAGGCUGUGCCAAGUUUUCAAGCACACAGCUAACAAGCAUAUGAGUGUAUGACUACAGGCUGUGCCAAGUUUUCAAGCACACAGCUAACAAGCAUAUGAGUGUAUGACUACAGGCUGUGCCAAGUUUUCAAGCACACAGCUAACAAGCAUAUGAAUGUGCGACUACAGGCUGCAGAUCACUGAUACAGUGAUACUAAAUAUUAUCAAGCCAAUUUAAAAAAAAUUAAAAUAUUACUUUCAGGACAUAAUUUUGGUUCCGGACAUGACCCCCACAACAAGCAGUGCUCCCGUCCUGAAAAUCAAGGGGGGAAUUACAUCAUGUGGGAGAGAGCGGUCAGUGGAAAGUCCCCUAACAAUCUGGUAAGUGAAAAAGUUUAAAAACAGCUCCAUGUACAACAUUGAAUCUAAAUGAUCUAAUACUAAUACAUUUUAAAAAACCUUUGCAAAAAAAAAAACAGUUUCAAACUUGCUUCUUCCUCUCAGAACCAAUGGCAAAAUAUUGUUGAGGAACCUGUGCCAAUUUAGUUACAUUUUUUUUGCAAAAUCAAAAAACCAUGCUAAGUAAGCCUUGAGGAAAUGAAAUUACUAGCAUGAUCUACUUGUCUCCUGGGCUUGCAGCUGAAUUAUUUUCUGUUUCGGUUUAAUCCUGAAGUGUCAAAGUGUCCUCUUUUUAUAGCCGUUUUCAUUGUUUCUAUAGAAUAGUAGUUACUAUCCUAGUGUCUCAUUUGUUUUUACUUAGUUUACAUGUUUUAAUAAUUGUAAAGCGCUUAGAGCUUUAUGAUAAGCGCUAUAUAAAAAUGCCUAAAUAAAUAAAUAAAUAAAUAUGUAAUGCUCUGGAAGCCAGCUUUAAAAAUAUUUUUGUGUUAUUUCUUCCGCAGUUGUUUUCCCCUUGUUCCUUGAGAAAUAUUGGCCGUAAACUUGAGACCUCCACCUGCCUUAUUUGUAAGUUAUGCACCUAUCUUUUGGUCCAGAAAACAACCAAACUGAAAUACAACCCAACUAAAACACAACCAAAUCACCACUUUUCACUUAUAAAGGUCAUUAUUUUAUUUUUUGUAUGUCUUUGGAUAAAAAUUUUUUAAAAUUGCUGGGACAUGGGAAGCAAAGUCUAUUGGGCUGGGGCAACAUUACCCAACCAUUAUUUAUACCCUCCAUCCCACCCCAGAACUUUUUUUUGGGUGUUUUUUUUUUUACUAUUAUAGCACCCCUUAAGAAUUGUUUUACUACUGAGUCUCAGGCCCCAUACAAAAACAAAACAAUUCAUUUCAAAUCAGGGGUCUCAAACUCAAAUUAGCCGGGGUCCACAGGAGGUAGAGUCUGAGUGAAACUGGGCGGCAUUAAGAAAUCCACACAAAAAAGUGACAAAGUCAAGUACAGCUGUUACAAUCUGCUCAAACUUUAUUAAUAACAAAUAAAACCAUUAAAGGUUCUCACGAACUAGGCUUCACUUAGAUUCUUCUUCUACUUGUUGCCAGAGACGUGGCAGCGCCUCCUCUUACAAAGCUAAGCAAAAUAUGGCUUGAGUGAGAUGGAACUGAGGCCCUCAGUAUAGCUUGAAGAUGCUCAUCAGUUAGUUUCGCCCUGAACUUUGACUUGUUAAAGUUCAUAGGGGAAAAGAGCUUUUCACAAAGAUAGGUAUUCCCAAAAAGGCACAUGAUCCGCUUGAACAACCUGGAAAUCUCAGGGAAAGUGGAGGGCAAUUCUCUCAUAAAUUGUCCAAGCUUGUCUGUUUUUCUAUUCACCUCCCUGAACUUAGCCUUGAGUUCAGAAUUGCACUGAAGUUCAAUUAGCUCCAUUUGAAGCGCAAAAAAAAAAGAAAGGGGGGGGGGUAGUGCAUCUGGCACAUUGAAGGAGAAAGAAUCAGCAAAAGUUUGAAUUGUCGCUCUGUGUGUUUUGAAGUCUGUAACAAUUUGAUCUAAUACUUUCUGUUGCUUUUCAAUGGCAUUUCUAUUCACCUCCCUGAACUUAGCCUUGAGUUCAGAAUUGCACUGAAGUUCAAUUAGCUCCAUUUGAAGCGCAAAAAAAAAAGAAAGGGGGGGGGUAGUGCAUCUGGCACAUUGAAGGAGAAAGAAUCAGCAAAAGUUUGAAUUGUCGCUCUGUGUGUUUUGAAGUCUGUAAACAUGUGAUCUAAUACUUUCUGUAGCUUUUCAAUGGCAUCAGUAUACUUACUUCUGAAUGGUGUGCCCGAGUCCAUGAGUACUUUGCAUGUUGGAAAAUUGCUUUCCACAACAAAAGUUUUGUGCAGAAUUCACUGACAUUGUCAUAGGCAAUACUGACAAGCUGCCCCUGGCCUUGAAACUUCUUGCUGAGUACAUCCAGCUCCUGUGUAAUGUCAACAAGAAAAGCCAAGUCCAUAAGCCAUUUGGGAUAAUUUAGUACAGGAACAACCACCCCAUCCUUCUCCAUCCAGGCUUUGAUUUCUGCUCUCAACUCAAAAAACCUUUUCAAGACUUUUCCCCUACUAAGCCAACGUACAUCAUAUGCUGACUCUAUUUCCUCUAAAAGUGCUCCAAGCCCCUGGAUCUGAUAUGGUUGAUGCAUUUUCACACGUCAGACAUCACAUCUUCAAACUUCAGGUAUUUGGUGCAAAGGGCCUGCUGAUGUAUGAUGCAUGUGGUGCGAUGGCCUUUUCCACACCCUCCUCUUCCAUCUUCCAGUUUUCUUUGAACAUGUGCCACAAGUCCAUUUAUUUUCCCUGUCACUGAUGGCAGUACGUCGAUUGUUAUACCGGCAAAAUUUUUCCACGGUAUACAGGCAUCCACAAUGCAUCAAAAAGCUGGCGGAAUAUCUCCUAAGCAGUGGUCUGCUCAUGCAUUGAAAUAACUUUGAGCAACUCCUCCAUCACUUCAAAAUUUUCAUCAACACCAAGGACAUAUAAGAUUCUUUUAUUGAUCCAAACAAGUGGAAAUGUUUCUUGAUUGCAUUUUACAUUUUCAGCACAUAAAUAAAACAAUUUGAACACCUGAAAUUUAUAUUAAAUUUGUUCACUAGUUUGAGACCCCUGUUUUAAAUAGACUUCCUGUUUAUUUACUGAAUUACAAAGAGAACUGUAGUAAAAUAAACUCUUUAUUUAUUUCAUACUUUAUGCACAUAAACAUUUCUAUCGUAAAUGAAUAGCUAAUAUCUCCUGGGCUAGGGCGGUCUCGACAAUUUAUCUCUAUAAUACAAUAUCCAUUUGUAUUAUUUUUAUUCAAGGCUAAAUUUUGAAAGAUUGAUAUUUGUGUGUAUAUAGACGAUGUCAUUAUAUUGACAUAGAGCGUAGAUUGUGUCUGACAUAGAGCGUAGAUUGUGUCUGACAUUGAGAGCAUAGAUUGUGUCUGACAUAGAGCGUAGAUUGUGUCUGACAUUGAGAGCAUAGAUUGUAUCUGACAUAGAGCGCAGAUUGUGUCUGACAUUGAGAGCAUAGAUUGUGUCUAACAUUGAGAGCACGUGGUGUUAAUUCGUUGCAAUCAGCCAGAACAUAAAUUGUGGAUCAAUCAAAUCAUUAGACCCGAAUCUUGAGUGUGGAUGGUGCGAUUAAUUUAGCAUGGGGGAUAUUUCACACAGGUCAGCUCCCAAACGUUACUGCAUUUCAACUAGCUAUGAGAGGGCUGGACUUUCACUCGUUACUCUUUCUGUUCUUUUGAUGUGUGUUUUUUGUAAGGAGCUUGUGCCUUUUCUUUCCUUUUUUUAAAAAAUAGUAACUGGUAGGAUUUAAAUAUAUCAGGUAAAAUUUAGUUUAUUUCAAUGUUAUUUUUUAUUCAGUAGUACUGAUAAGUAAAGGCGUUUGCCAUAAAGUUGAAAUUUGUUUUUUGUGACAUCAUAAUUUGCGCUUGCAUGGACUAAUUGUUUGUGUCUCAUUCCUCGGGCAACUCAGCUCCACAGAACUGGGGGCACAUCAUCAGGAGACCAUCUUGUCAAUCCAUUGAUGUUCGCAAGUGGGUCCAUACUAAAUUUGAAAUGUAAUGAAAAAUAAAACUUGAGCUGCAAAACCCACUUGUUGUUUCAGCCAGGAAACUGUUCUCCACAUUCUGCGGCAAUGGCAUUGUCGACCGCGGUGAGGAAUGCGAUUCGGGGGCCAUCGGAAUAGUCAAUGCUGAUAACUGCUGCUCAAAGUACUGC